UCACUUCGGAUGCAUGCCCUGAAAUUCAAUUUUCAAAUAUUCAUUUUCGAUAUUUUCUCACCUAAUAGUAUGUGUUGUGGUAUCCUUCGAAAGACAUCAUCACACGACAUAGGUAGCACAGUGUCUAUGGAAUCAAAAAUGCAAAUUGUCAACUCUACUCCAACUAUAGAGAGUAUUUUGAAACUAAAAGAAACUCCGAUUCAUACAACAGAUCCUAUUCAAAACAUUACUCAUACGCUUCCAAAAAUUGCCCAUGGAGUUCCUCCCACAUUUGCCGGACUAGAACCUAGAAACGCUCCAAAUGUAACCAAUAACACUGUGCAAUCUUCAUCAUCAUCAUCUUCUCUUAAUGCGCACUUGGCGGCCAUGAUAAGACAAUACGACGUUUUUGCGAAAAAUGCGAAAAACAAGCCCGCCCCCAUAAACAGCAUCGAAUUGUCUCCUCCACAGCCACUUAAACCAACUGUGAUCAGACCGAUCGCCGUGAAUGGAACGGCAUGUAUUGGAAAACCGUUGAUGCCCAAUCAACAACUACUUCCAAUGCCUUCUACGACGUUGUCAGGGUCUCCGCAUAACACCCAAUUUCCAUUUCCAAAUUACCCUCACCUACCUGGAUAUGGAUGGCCAUUUCCACCGUUUGUGAAUCCAUUCAUGCCAUAUGUUCUUUCACCCCUCCAGUUAUCUCUACUUCAAAAUCAGUUAGGCAUCAACUCGCUAACAACAAGGACAUCUGCACAACAACCAAACCUUGACAAUUCUAAUAAGCGAAAAGCGACCAGUCCGUUACCCGUGGAUACUAGAAGCAAGCGGGUAAAAGAAAUAGAAAAGGAUGUGUACCAAAUGAACCUUCACCAAACAACACAACCUCAGGCAAUAAUGGCAUUCCAAUUCAAAAGUGAUUGAAUGAAAUUCUUAAAACAACAACAGAAAUACUUUUACUUUACAGUGUCUUAUUUUUCGCUAUUCACAAUUUUCAUUGAAAACACCCUACUAAUUAUUUUUGCAUUUCUGAUUGAAACAACUGAUAAUUUGGUGCCGUCUAAAAAUAAAGCAUUAUUGUUU
Messenger RNA from Caenorhabditis elegans, 1062 nucleotides. RefSeq lists its product as uncharacterized. The transcript has 7 exons. Lineage: Eukaryota; Metazoa; Nematoda; Chromadorea; Rhabditida; Rhabditidae. The coding region runs from base 139 to 903 and encodes 254 amino acids. The record is from RefSeq and is marked reviewed.